This is a messenger RNA of Pistacia vera, 786 nucleotides long. RefSeq names its product probable terpene synthase 6. The transcript is spliced from 4 exons. The record is from RefSeq and is a predicted model, not a curated record. Gene Ontology annotation, molecular function: terpene synthase activity; magnesium ion binding. The coding region runs from base 1 to 786 and encodes 261 amino acids. NCBI's taxonomy places the organism in Eukaryota, Viridiplantae, Streptophyta, Magnoliopsida, Sapindales, Anacardiaceae.
AUGGCAAUGGGGCGGGACGGGACGGGAUCUCAUUCAUUAUAUCCAUCUUCGCCCUCAAAAUCACUUUCCACCCCCGCCUAUCCUCCUUCUAUGCCCCAAAGGAGAAUGUGGGAUAUUAAUGCUGUUGGUACUUUGCCAGAUUAUAUGAAACUUCUUUAUACCACGCUCUUGAAUUUUUAUGAUGAACUGGAAGAUGAGGAGAGCAAGGAAGGAAGAUCUUAUUGUGUUUCUUGCAUGAAGGAUACAAUAAAGGACCUGCUGAAAGUCUCCCUUCUUGAGGCUGAAUGGUUCCGUAAAGGCUUUGUCCCGCCAUUUGAGGAACGUUUGAACAGUGAGUUAGCCCCAGCUGGUAGUAUUUCCUUCUAUGCAGCAACUUAUUUUGUUGGAAUGGGAGCUGCAGGGAAUAAAGAAUUUGAAUGGCUGAAGAGCGACCCUAAAAUUGUUAGAGCUGCAUAUAUAAUCGGCCGUCUCCAGUGUGAUAUUGUAUCUCACGAGGAUGAGCAAAAGAGGGGACAUGUUGCCUCUACCGUGGAAUGUUGCAUGAAGGAAUAUGACAUCUCGAAAGAGGAAACAGUUGAAAAGUUUAAGAGAAUUAAGAGUGAUGGAUGGAAGGAUCUGAAUGAGGAGUGCAUGAAGCCAACAGCUGCGUCAUCAAAAGUCCUAAUUACACUUAUCAAUAGUGCGCGCGUAAUAGAAAUUCUCUACAAAGAAAAAGAUGGAGUUACAUGCCCAGAGGCUUUGAAAGAUUACAUCACCAAGCUUAUCAUUCACCCAAUUCCUAUUUAA